This is a messenger RNA of Erpetoichthys calabaricus (reedfish), 3759 nucleotides long. It is a transcript of the gene lipf, whose product is annotated as lipase, gastric. The record is from RefSeq and is a predicted model, not a curated record. Gene Ontology annotation, molecular function: hydrolase activity, acting on ester bonds. Lineage: Eukaryota; Metazoa; Chordata; Cladistia; Polypteriformes; Polypteridae. Bases 223 to 1422 code for a protein of 399 amino acids. The transcript is spliced from 10 exons.
AGUUGUCUUACGUUAGUAUACUAUUUGCUCCUUCUCUUGAAGUAUUGCACUUCGGAUACUGGAGAGAAGGGCUGCCGGCUGUUACGUCACUGUCACCCGCACCGGCUGAUCACACGCGCGCGACUCUGGCUACUGUCACUUCCAAGGCUGCGUCCAAAUUCAGACGGUCAUCCCACCACAGCAGAAUCAGCGUCCGUGUCGCAAGCAGCUCAAAGACCAAAGAUGAAGUCACUGUGUCUUUUCACCAUUGUGCUGAUAAUUUUGGAAGUUGUUCUGGGAGAUGCAUCCUUAAACCGGCAAAAAAGACAACUGGAUCCUGAAGUGAACAUGAACAUCAGUGAGAUAAUUUCGUAUUGGGGAUACCCAUCUGAAGAGUAUGAAGUGAUCACAGAAGAUGGCUAUAUCCUAAGUGUUAACAGAAUUCCAAGAGGCGUUAAAAAUUUGUAUCUGGAAGGACCAAGACCUGUUGCAUUUCUCCAGCAUGGACUCUUGGCAGCUGGAAGCAACUGGGUCACAAACCUACCCAACAGUAGCUUGGCAUUCAUCUUGGCUGAUGCCGGUUAUGAUGUGUGGCUUGGCAACAGCCGUGGCAACACAUGGUCUAGGAAGAAUGUCAGACUGAGCCCAGAAGAGGACGCUUUCUGGGCUUUCAGCUUUGAUGAAAUGGCUACGAAGGAUCUUCCUGCAGUAAUAAAUUUUAUAACCAAAGCUACAGGGCAGCCACAGGUCUACUAUGUUGGCCACUCUCAGGGUACUACAAUAGCCUUUAUUGCCUUCUCCACAAUGCCAGAGUUAGCAAGUAAAAUCAAAAUGUUCUUUGCUCUGGCACCUGUUGCCACAGUUGGAUUUGCUACCAGCCCACUGAGCAAAAUGUCUUUUCUGCCAGAGUGGCUUACCUGGGAACUAUUUGGUAAGAAGGUGUUUUUCCCCCAAAGUCCAAUAAUAAAAUGGUUUGCAACUAAAUUGUGUAGCCAAACCCCUGUGGAUGAUCUAUGUGGCAACAUUUUCUUUGUGUUAUGUGGGUUUGAUGAAAAGAACCUUAAUAUGUCUCGCACUCCAGUAUACACAACUCACUGCCCUGCUGGUACAUCUGUGCAAAACAUGAUUCACUGGCGUCAGGCUGUGAAAACUGGAAAGCUCCAAGCAUAUGACUAUGGCUGGACAGGAAAUUUGGCUCACUAUAAUCAGUCAAGGCCUCCCGUGUAUUAUGUUAGCAACAUGAAGGUUCCUACAGUCGUUUGGUCUGGUGGACAGGACACCUUAGCAGAUCCCAAAGAUGUCAGUUUGCUUCUCACGCAAAUUCCCAACCUGGUGUAUCAGAAACAGAUUCCACAUUGGGAGCACCUGGAUUUUAUCUGGGGUUUGGAUGCUGCAGAACUCAUGUAUAAUAAUAUUGUAAAGUUCAUGAAUAAGUAUGUUUAAAUAAGUCAGAAAACAGCCACUGGAAAAAAAAAUCAUGCUUUUCAUCCCUAUGCAUUUUUUAUUUUAGUUCUUUAAAAUGCAUUCACAUUGCAAAAUAUAAUGUUGCAAAAUACAGAUUCAGACAAUCCCAUGGGUAAAGGGGAAUUGGAGGGUCAUCACCCCCAAUAAACAUACCACACAGGUUUAAUAUUCGUCAAUGCUGAUGAUCCCUUCACUACUUAUUUACAAUUUGUGAUACUGAUAGUUUGUUACUAGUGUGCUCCAAAUUAGAAUAAGCAUUUAUUUCUUCACAGCGGCACAGUGCUGCUGUGGUUUGUGCUACUGCCUCCCAGCUCCAGGAUCUUGGCUUGGAAUCCCAGGCUAGCUAUAUGUCUCUGUGAAGUUUACGUGUCCUCCCUGUGUGUCCUCAAGGUUUUUCUUAAGAUUCUCUUGUGCCCCUAGUUUAACUGGCGAUUCUAAAUUGUUCCUACAUGCACUGCAUUGGUGUGGCUCCUUGACCAGGGUUGGUUCCUCAAUGUGUUCUGGCUUCUAUGACUAGGUUUAAUGAUUGAUGGAUAUAUUCCCAUAGACUUACUAUUAAAUAAAAACUACACUCGGCUCGCCUUACCCAUGGGAUUGCCAUCUGUGGUUUUGACCCACCACAGUUUGAAAUUAUUAGGAAAAAACCCAGAAUAUUCUUGAAAAAGAACAUUUGAAAUUCCUGCAUGCAGUGCUGCUAGCUAAAUACGCACAAGAAACAACACUUGCAGGCUGAUGCUGCUGAGGCAUGACGUAACCAAGCCCAGUCAACUCUCAGCCCCUGUGCUUGCUUUGUGUGCGCAAUUAUCUUUAUGAUUUUAAAUAAAUCCUGAGCAUUUUUGGCUUUUGCACAACUGCAGAGACUCCUGGAACCAUAUACCCAUGGAUAAGGCAGGCUGACAUGUAUAAAGCCAUUCUAGGACCAAAGCGUAUAACCAAAGGUGAUUUUUUUCUGAGUACAGUACACUCAGUUAAGUCUGUGAUCAUAACAAAAUGGCUUCACAGUAAUCUGAUUUUGGUAAACGUGGAACCCAUUGAUUCCUUCUUUAUGAGCCAGAAAAAUAUAAGAUGGUGGUAUGAAGUUUGCAAUAUUAUAAAUUUAAAAAGCACUAAGGAGUGAACUGCUGUGACCAGUGAAGACUAAACGGAUACUGUAUACCAUAGAAAGAUCCCAUUCGUUCAGGAAAUGAAAUUAGAGCCGUUCAGUAAAAGGUUUGGCUGUAAAAAUGUCUCUAAUUAGGAUUGCAUUUACCUCUUUAGAAGAACAUGCAGAAGGCUGCUGGGAGUUUUUAACUGUUUCCAAACUGAAGUCCUAUUUUAUACAUAUUCAUUGUGCUGCCGACAAGUGUAAAGAUUUCCUUUCUGGAAAGCAGAACAGAUAAAGAAGCUUUUCUGGUUUCUAAUAAUAUAACAACAAAGAUUUUCUCCCAUAUGAUUAAUAUAGUUAAGGAAUAUAGAAAUGAUAUCAUCUGUAAUCUGCUAAGCUCAUGUUACUAAAGAGUUAAAUGUAUUGAGCACCGGCUGGUUGUUACCAUCAGAGCUGUGCGCCUUAAACUGAUUAGACAGUGCAUAAUUUAAUAGCACUAUUCGGAUUAGUCAGUCAUUUUUGAUAGUAUUCACUUGGUGGUUUUUUGAAGCUAUCAACAGCACAUAACUUCAAUUAUCAGUAUUAUUCUUUAUUAAAUCUAAAUGUGAAGUGUUUUGAAUGUCACUUCUUUGACUUCACUGUCAGUUUGAAGUUUGAGUGUUAAACAACCUCCAGUCCAUGCUGGCAUCAAUCUUUGUUUUAUACUAAUCUAUUUGUUUUUCCAGUUUAAUUGUCAUAAAUAGAUACUUAGAAGAAAUUGGUGCUACAUGUACAUGAAUCACCUUUUGAGGUAGCACAUUAUAUCACUUAUUAUUGAAUGGAAAACUAAAGAUCCAAAUAUAAAAUGAAAGUUUUGAAGUAAACAACUGUUUUUUUUAAUCUCAGGAAUUUCUAUUCACGCCUCUCGCUGGCUGCGCUCUCAUUGAGAUGGCUACAGCACCUUAUAAGCAAUAUGAACGUAUUCAGUGUCUGAGGUGCACUGUUGUUUCUGAAUGAUAUUACAGUAUGACAUGAAUUUAUCUUUUUUACUGUACAAUCGUUCUUUUAAUACUGGUUUCAAUAGCACAUAUAUUUUUCUUUGAGAAGCUUGCAAUGGGUUUACACAACCAAAUAUUUUUGGAAUGGAUGCACUUAAAAUUUGUAUUGGUUUUGUGUUAACUAUGCUGUCCUUCAUCUGGGACCAGACUGAUGUAAAACUGCUAUUAAAAAAUAAUAAAUUACCUUUCAAGGAA